Molecule: messenger RNA, 3910 nt
Organism: Babjeviella inositovora NRRL Y-12698
Lineage: Eukaryota; Fungi; Ascomycota; Pichiomycetes; Serinales
Product: deoxycytidyl transferase
Exons: 1
Coding region: 156-3839 (1227 amino acids)
Biological process (GO): error-prone translesion synthesis; error-free translesion synthesis
Cellular component (GO): nucleus
Molecular function (GO): DNA-directed DNA polymerase activity; deoxycytidyl transferase activity; damaged DNA binding
Source: RefSeq, a predicted model, not a curated record
AGUGCGAGAGCUUCCAUCAUCCUUUGUCUCAGCUACAAACUGAGCGGAGUAUUCUAAGAUAAUCUAAGAAUUCUGCCGCAUGGUAUUGCAAUACAGCUUAAAGCGUUCUCUCCCCUUCCACUGAAGGACAUUACAACACCAGCGUAUAGGUCACCAUGAGCCAGAGCAACAGUUCGUUUGGCCGCAUGUCAUUCCCUACGUCACUCGGUGACGAUGAGUUGAUUGAGUACCUUAACCGCCUCGAGCAGGAGGAGUCCCAGUUAGGUAUACAGUUAGAUCUCCAUGGAGCGAAUCACCGAGAUCCCUCGGCGGUUAAAGUUGAGGAUAACCUACACCGUCUGCCCCGAAAAAUCCAUAACCCUUUACCGGGAGAAGCUAACGAAGGUGUUUCCAGAGACACUAUAGAGUCUUUACAAGGUACAGGAGUGCCUGGAAACAUCUCCCAAGGUACACAUACGCUGUCUGCCACUGAUGCCGACGGAGACGGGUUCCAAGGAAUCGACAUCCUUCCUCCCUCCAGCCCCAUGGAGGUAUCCAUCUCGGCCCUGGCCCGAGAAUCAGUGAUAAGAGCCUCGCCGUUGCACCAAGUGGCUAGUAAUGACAGCUCUCAGUUGAAUCGACUUCGGCAUGCCAACGCCAACCCUAUCAAGCCCAACGAGCCGAAAUUCGGUGAUUACCGAUCCUACUUUACAGAUAAGCACCUAGCACAGCAACAGCAAGACAAGGACUAUCUUGAAUGGGAGCAGCAGCGGUAUCUAGGUGGUUCGGAGGUGCCGAAGGAGUUCCCUCCUCUCUUCAAGGACUGCGUGGUGUACGUCAAUGGGUAUACGAAGCCAGGUAUUGCCGAGAUCCAUCGGCUUGUGAUCUUGUACGGAGGUAAGUUUCGCCACUAUCUUGGCUCCAAGGGUGCUCCGACACAUAUCAUUGCCAGUCGCCUUACCCCGCGGAAGAUGAUCGAAUUCCAGCGGUACAAGGUGGUGCGGCCGGAGUGGAUCACCGAAAGUAUCGAGAAGGGCGUGUUGCAGUUCUGGAAGCAAUACACGGUAAUCAAUAUUGAGUAUGGCCAGCAGCAAAUUGGGUUCACCAGACAGGCGAACGAAAGUCUGAACGAGGCUAACCCAUUUAUCGGUGAGGAGGUGCAUGAGAUGAGUACGAAUCCCAGGCUCUCGGAUAUCUGCCAAAGUUCCCUCAAGGACAGAACGCCAGCAGUCAACCACGAGGAAUCCCUUUCGGGUAAACCCCAGGAGGUUCAAUUGGUCGAUGAGUGGAGGGGCAAUAGCAGAACAGAGCUGACACUCAAGUCUUUCAACGUUGAAACCCUCCAUCUCUCAAAAGAAGUUUUACCCGAGAAGGAGUCUGACACCAAUAAGAACAUCCUCAAAACGGAUGGCUCCCCUUCCUUGAAAGAUGUCGCUGAGAUGGAGCCAUCCCACUUACAAAUCAUGGAUGACGAGCUUGAGCUUUCACCGCUCACCCGACCACCUGCGUUCCAGCUCCAGGAAGACAGAAUCACGUCUGAACAUGUCAUGGACGCCAAGCAUCCAGAAUUUCUCAAACACUACUUUGCCAACUCCCGGUUGCAUCACUUGAGCACGUGGAGGGCCGACUUGCGCGCGAAAUUCAUCGAGAAAGUGCUCAAUUUUUCGCGGAGUAUACCACCGGCAAAGACCGCCUCGAAAGUGAUCCUCCACAUUGACUUUGACUGUUUCUUUGCGGCCGUUUCUGCCCUUGGUCAGCCCCAGCUCCUUCGGAGCGACCCAGUCUGUGUAACCCACGGGGGCCAGACCUCGGAUGUUGCGAGCUGCAACUACGCGGCACGCGAGUUUGGGGUGAAGAAUGGUAUGUGGUUGAAGCGGGCCCAGGUGUUGUGUCCCAAUAUUGUGGCACUCGACUAUGAUUUUCCCAACUACGAACGGGUGUCAGGAGUGCUAUAUGACAUUUUGUUAUCCCUCGGGGCUCGGUCAGUGUUUCCAGUGUCGGUUGACGAAGCUCUCGUGGAUGCCAGCAAUCUUGUCACGAGUGAUCCCGUAGUGCUGAUGGCAGAUGCUACUGCGAAGCUAGCCCAAACAAUCCGUGAUCGGGUGUUUACCGAAACUGGAUGCCACGUGAGCGUAGGUGCCGCCUCCAACGUCUUGCUUGCCAAGCUCUGUCUCCGCCGGGCCAAACCAGCGGGGCAGUUUGUACUUCUCCCCGAUGCGGACGGCGUAGAGGAAUUUCUAAGCGAAGUUGAUGUUGGUCAGCUCCCUGGGAUCGGGUCUAAGAUCACCCAGAAGCUAACUGUAAUGUUGAGAACGGAUAAGUGCUCGCUUGGGGAGCUUCGUCGAGUCACUAGGGAAAGGCUUACGGCGACGUUUGGGAUCAAAACCGGGACAAAGCUCUUUGAAUAUGCGCGCGGCAUCGAUGCCACUUCAAUCGAUAUAGCGGAGAACCCUGAGGAAUAUACCCGGAAAAGUGUGAGUGUGGAUGUCAACUACGGGAUCCGGUUCGACGCAAUACAGGAAGUGGACGUAUUUAUGGCCCGACUCGCCCAAGAGAUGCACGAAAGGCUUGCAAAGCUCCAUCUAGCAGGCCACCAUCUCACGUUGCGGUUGGCCCAACGGGCCAAGGAUGCGCCAGUAACCACCCCAAAGUUUCUCGGUCUCGGGAAAUGCGAGUUUAUCUCCAAACUGUCCAAGCUCGGGGUCCCUACAAACGAGCCAGGGAUUCUAUCUGCUGAAUGUAAGGCCUUGUAUCGUAUGAUUGGGAUCUCUACCGUUGACCUUCGGGGCGUUGCGGUCACCAUCACCAGACUUGUGGAUAGUAGGGGGAUGAUAAAGGAUAACCAGUCCAAGCUUGUUUUUGACAAGACAAACACCACCAUGGGUAAACCAGAUCUCCAUUUUGCGAAGAAUCGGGCCCUAGUUGUACCCCCAGACCGGUCUUCCGGCAAAGCUCUCCGCACUGACGACCAAACACAGUAUCAGAUCCCCAGUGAGAUUGAUUCGUCCGUGCUUGAGGAGCUCCCGUCGUCCAUCAGACGUAGCAUCCUCGCGGCUACAUCAAAUACAAAUGCCCCUUCAAUCGAUUACGGAAUCGAUUGGAGUGUCUACGAGGCCCUUCCCCCCGAAAUCAAACUCGAACUAGACGGUGAGUUAGAGUGUCAUGGGCUCCGCAGACUGUCUCCCCACACACAAUACGACUCCCCCAGUGAGUCAGACUACCGACAGGUUCUUCCAAACAUUUCUGAGGCACAGCCACCAGUGAUACAUGUGGAACCACCCGUAAAUUCGGCCUUGCCUCGGAAACGUAAACGAAUAACCCGAGAUUUUCCGGUUCAAAAGGUCCGGACUGAGGGUCUUACUCCGGAAAUGGAUGAAGAUGUGUUUAACGAACUUCCAUCGUUCAUCAGGGAAGAAAUUCUUCGAGACGUGGCGGAAGCCCGUAAGUUACGCAGCCGUCGCGACGUGGUGAUGGAAGCUAAUCUGCCAAAGUUGGUAGUGCAAUCCUCUGACUAUAUUUCGCUUCAAGCUCCGCCCACGUUCCAGAAUCUCAGCUGCACUGCUGAGAUAGGAGCCUUGCUAACUUCCUGGAUCUCUGACACGGUCGGACAGCUUAUUUUUCCGCAUGUAAAGGACAUGGAGAUCUUUUUGCAGUACUUUCGGAAACUUCUCCAACAGCGGAAGCUCACUCGGUGCUUGAACCUUUACCUGUUGGUGAAGGAGAACGUGAAUGCACUCCAGAGGUUUGGUGGUUCCUGUGAGCAAGCAGAACAGACAAUCAUCCUCGAAUGGCAAGGGUGUGUGCUGCAGUUAAAGCUGCUAUUGGAUGCAUAUUGUAGGCCAAGGGGUCUUUCGUACUAGCCAGGAAUAUGCUAAUUGUGUUGUAAUACUUUAUAGUAUUGAGACAGAAAUAUACACGUAGUCUGUUUUGC